Messenger RNA from Chrysemys picta bellii (western painted turtle), 1192 nucleotides. It is a transcript of the gene EEF1AKMT2, whose product is annotated as EEF1A lysine methyltransferase 2. The record is from RefSeq and is a predicted model, not a curated record. NCBI's taxonomy places the organism in Eukaryota, Metazoa, Chordata, Testudines, Emydidae. Gene Ontology annotation, molecular function: protein-lysine N-methyltransferase activity. Gene Ontology annotation, cellular component: cytoplasm.
CGCAGGUGUGCUCUAGCCCAGCCGCGCUCUAUGGUGCGCGGGCACUUCCGGCUUCUCUGCCGCCUGGAGGAUGAGUGUCGCCGGGGAGCGGCCACGUGACUCCUCGGGGCUAGGGCCCGAGUUCGGCCCCUCGGCCCUGGGGACCAAAGAGCAUUGGGAUGCUGCAUAUGAAAGUGAAUUACAGAUUUUUCAGGAGAGUGGAGAUGCUGGGGAAAUUUGGUUUGGAGAAGAAAGCAUGAUUCGUUUAAUCAGAUGGAUGGAAAAACAAAAGAUCCCUCUGGACAGCUCUGUGCUUGACAUUGGAACUGGAAAUGGUGUUUUACUUGUUGAAUUGGCAAAAUGUGGUUACACUAAUCUCACUGGAAUUGAUUACUCUCCUUCUGCAAUACAACUUUCUCAAAACAUAAUAGAGAAAGAAGGGCUGUCUAAUAUUAAAUUGCAGGUAAAAGACUUCUUGACUCCAUCAGCUGAGCUAUCAGGAUUUCAGAUUUGUAUUGACAAGGGAACCUUUGAUGCCAUAAGCCUUAAUCCUGACAAUGCAGCUGAGAAGAGGAAGCAGUAUGUGAAAUCACUCUGCACGGUGUUGAAAAUGGAAGGCUUUUUCCUCAUAACCUCUUGUAAUUGGACCAAAGAGGAGCUGCUAAAUGAGUUCAAGGAAGGAUUUGAAAUUCUGGAGGAGUUGCCAACACCCAAGUUCUGCUUUGGAGGGAGAAUUGGAAACAGUGUAACAGCCUUGGUUUUCCAAAGAAAAAAAUAAGGCCAUCCAUCUUGGACAAAUUAGAUUAGCUGAGAAAAGAAAAGUCUUCACUUCAAAGUAAACCUGAUGCAAAGGAGAGAGAGAGAGGAAACCCCCCCAGCAUCUGUGUAAAUAACUGCUCACUGAGUACACAAUAAAACACAGUGCAUGUGCUGUACUGCAAUGGGCCUCCAUAAAAUUCAGGGCAAGUUAUAUAUAACUGAAAUGUUUCUAGGGUAAAUUCUGCUCUUGUGCUGUUUCUCUUUGUUAUAGCUUCAUUUAUUUCAACAAAAUUGUGUGGGUGUAAGAGGAAAAAUAGUGGCACUCUAAUUUUUCAGAGACCAUCUAAAACUAUUCACAUUACUUUUGCAUUUGAAGUGUAAAUAUUUUUUUCCUAUUUAAUUUUUAUUUUGGUUUCUAGUGACCAGUUUAAAAUAAAUUUAAGCAGUAAUUGAA